This is a messenger RNA of Sphaerodactylus townsendi, 1952 nucleotides long. RefSeq names its product DEAD-box helicase 47 (gene DDX47). The coding region runs from base 134 to 1471 and encodes 445 amino acids. NCBI's taxonomy places the organism in Eukaryota, Metazoa, Chordata, Lepidosauria, Squamata, Sphaerodactylidae. The record is from RefSeq and is a predicted model, not a curated record. Gene Ontology annotation, molecular function: ATP binding; nucleic acid binding; RNA helicase activity. The transcript is spliced from 12 exons.
UCCCAGCAUCCUCGGGCCGAAGCAUGUUUUCUUAGGGGGACUACUAGGGCGAGGCGGUGAGUGGUUUGUGUUCGCGCUUGAACUACGAAUCCCAGGGUACUCCGAGCGUUUGGGGUCAAAGGGGAAGUUGAACAUGGCGGCCGACGUGAAACACGAGGAAGCGGCAAAGGAAACCGUGGAAACGUUUAAAGAAUUGGGAGUGACAGAUGUGUUGUGUGAGGCGUGUGAUCAGCUGGGAUGGAAGUCACCAACAAAGAUCCAAGUGGAGGCAAUUCCAGUUGCACUUCAAGGCCGAGAUGUCAUUGGUUUAGCAGAGACAGGAUCUGGAAAAACAGGGGCUUUUGCUUUGCCUAUCCUUCAAGCACUGCUAGAGACCCCACAGCGGUUCUUUGCUUUGGUACUUACACCCACCCGGGAACUUGCUUUUCAGAUCUCAGAGCAGUUUGAGGCCCUUGGAUCUUCCAUUGGUGUCCAGAGCACUGUAAUCGUUGGAGGAAUUGACAUGAUGGCUCAGUCUCUGGCCCUGGCCAAGAAGCCACACGUAAUAAUUGCAACCCCUGGUCGCCUUAUUGACCACCUUGAGAACACGAAAGGCUUCAAUUUGAGAGCUCUGAAGUACCUAGUUAUGGAUGAAGCAGACCGGAUCCUCAACAUGGACUUUGAGACUGAGGUAGAUAAGAUCCUGAAAGUAAUUCCCAGAGACAGGAAGACAUUUCUGUUUUCAGCUACAAUGACUAAAAAGGUGCAAAAACUCCAGCGUGCAGCACUUAAGGACCCUGUUAAGUGUGCAGUUUCGACUAAGUACCAGACAGUUGAAAAACUGCAGCAAUAUUAUAUUUUCAUCCCUUCCAAGUUCAAGGACAGUUAUCUGGUUUAUAUUCUGAAUGAACUUGCUGGGAACUCUUUCAUGGUAUUCUGCAGUACUUGUAACAACACUCAGAGGACUGCCCUCCUGCUUCGGAAUCUGGGCUUUACUGCCAUCCCCCUCCAUGGGCAGAUGAGCCAGAAUAAACGAUUAGGAUCUCUGAACAAGUUCAAGGCCAAAGCUCGAUCUAUUCUGCUGGCUACAGAUGUUGCUAGCAGAGGUCUGGACAUCCCCCAUGUUGAUGUAGUGAUAAACUUUGACAUUCCUACCCAUUCCAAGGAUUACAUUCAUCGUGUGGGGAGAACUGCUCGUGCUGGGCGCUCUGGCAAAUCAAUCACCUUUGUCACACAGUAUGAUGUGGAGCUCUUCCAGCGCAUUGAACACUUGAUAGGCAAGAAGCUGCCCGCUUUCCCCACUCAGGAGGAUGAAGUUAUGAUGCUGACUGAGCGAGUGGCUGAAGCACAAAGAUUUGCUCGGAUGGAAUUGCGGCAGCAGGAAGAAAAGAAGAAACGCUAUCGAGAGGAGGCCGAUGAUGAUGACACAGAAGGAACAAUGGGCGUCAGGAACAAAGUGGCUGGUGGGAAAAAGAAGAAACGGAAAGUGUGACAUUUCUUCAUUCUUUUAGAGUCCUUGGAUUCUGGGAGGCUCUGGUCCAGCACUAUUUAUCAGACUGGCUCUCUGUUACUAGCCCAAUAACAGGAACUCUUCUGCUUGAUUGGCGUCUUUGCUAGUGAGACACAUUUCAGCAUCCUGGAUAUAAUGCUGAUUUUGUGUGUGCGCAUGAAAGAGAUGUCAGAAACAUUACAGUAUUGUGGAUGCCUUCUACAGCCAGUUGCUUUUUUUCUAUCCACCACUAGGGAGCAGGAGAGAGCGGGUUUGAUAAUCUGUUUCUGGGCAGUCUAUCCUUUUGAUCUACUACUACCCAAGUUAAAGGGACUUCUGCUUCUCUUAAGUUCAUAAAACGGCGAGGGGUGUGUGUGAAAUAUAGCCCAUUGAGUUGAUUCCUGGAUAUGCUGACAAGAUGGAACUCUGAAAUUAGUUUUUGGCCUUAAAGCUGGGAGAAAAAUUAAAAAAUAUGUAUAUUUAA